This is a messenger RNA of Spodoptera exigua (beet armyworm), 5086 nucleotides long. The record is from the annotation of a GenBank genome assembly. Lineage: Eukaryota; Metazoa; Arthropoda; Insecta; Lepidoptera; Noctuidae.
AUGACAAAGGGAGUGUCAGGCUCAAAAUCGUCCCGUAUCUUUGCUUACUCCGGUCUGGGUCUGCGGUACAGUAGUGCCGACAGAAAAUUGUUGAAGGCAAAUCCUCCGCUAACGAAGGGCUCCCCCCACGGAUCGGUAAUGUCGUGUCAGUCGCUCGCCGCUCGCGCCUUCGCCGAGCCCGAGAAGGAUAUGACACAUUGUAGCAGUUUCCACAGAUCAGUGCGGUUCAGUUCAGAUUCCCGGAGCUCCACGAGGGCAAACGAUGCAGAGAGCAAGAGGGAUACGCCUGGAUCUAUAUCCCUGACGGCGUUGACGGUGACCCCAGUGACGUCACAGGGAUCAGCUAUGAGCCAAUCGCUGCCUUCCGCCUCCGUCAACUACGAUGAUGACGAUACGCCGGCCCCUCCCCUGCCCGCCUGCCGUUUCCCGAAGCUGGAGGAGUGUGCCCACUUCCAUUACGAGAGGGUCUCACUCGGAGGACUCAGCAUAGAAACCGUCAAAUGUGAGGAGAAGUGCCAGGAUUCGCUGGAUGAAGGAUGGAUCUGCCUGAAAGUCCGUUCGCACGUGAAUUCCUGCGAGGAGGGCUCUCCGCGCGCCCUCAGCUCCAGCUGGACGGAGGCCAGUUCCGUCCGGGAGUGGACCCUCACCAGGAACAGGGACAACCUUCUCCAGCUCGAUGAUAUGCUGCACAGAUGUAUAUACGACCGCAAAGUAUCAGGGUUGCCGAACCUCCGUGAGAAAAUAUCAUCGUCCCUCACCCAAUCGGAGGGGGAGUAUCAGCGUCUUAUAGCCGACUACGUGCACCACCUGUCCAUCAUAGCCGACGACUCCAUCAACUGUGGACCCGUACUGAAUUGGCUACAGAUGGAUAAUAAAGGUCACAAACUGCUUGUAGCGAACGAAGACUCGUCCUCAAUCAACACGCCGGCCGUCGCCGCUGCAUACUCCGUUAGAAAAUAUGUGUCGCAGGCGCGCGACGAAAUCAGUUUCGAAGUUGGCGAUAUGAUAUCUAUAAUAGAUAUGCCUGGUCCGGCGGAGUCGCUGUGGUGGCGCGGCAAGCGGGGCUUCCGCGUGGGCUUCUUCCCCCACCACUGCGUCGCCGUCAUCGGGGACAAGGUACCGCGACAUAUGACGCAGCCGCCCCCUAUUGUUGGAUCAGUAGCGGUAGCGCCCAUAAAGCCGGUUCUACGCAAACACGGGAAGCUGAUCUCCCUGUUCCGAAGCUUCAUACUGUCGCGACCUUCGCGCAGGAGCCUCAAACAGCAGGGCAUACUUCGGGAGAGGGUGUUCGGAUGUGACCUUGGGGAACAUCUGCUGAAUUGCGGACAUGAUGUCCCGCAGGUGCUGGUGGAGUGCGCCCGUGCGAUCGAGGCGCGCGGCGCGGUGGACGGCGUGUACCGUCUGUCGGGCGGCGCGGGGCUGACGCAGCGCCUGCGCGCCGCCUUCGACGCGGGCUGCCCCCCCGACCUGGCCGCGCCCCCCACCACGCGCGACCCACACGCCGUGCCCUCGCUGCUCAAGAUGUACUUCCGUGAGCUCCCGAACCCGCUAUGCACGUACCAGCUGUACGAGAGCUUCGUGAGCGCCGUGCAGGCGGGGGACGAGGCCGCGAGACUCCGCGCCGUCAGGGACACCGUCGUCAAGUUGCCGCCCCCGCACUACAGGACCCUAGCGUACCUGAUGCGUCACUUACGCCGAGUAUCCCUACUGGGCGAUCAGACUGGUAUGACGGCCCGCAACAUGGCCAUCGUGUGGGCCCCCAACCUCCUCCGGGCUCCUCGACCCCAACACGCACUGCAGGGCGUCGCCGUACAGGCGGUGGUGACGGAGUUCCUGAUCUGUUACGCCGAGGAGCUGUUCGCUCAGGAACAGGGAGAGGAUUCUGGACCCGAGUCUUUAGAACAGGAACGGUGCGAGUCUGAAAUUGAACUGCGCGGCACAGACUCAUGUCGACGUCCUAAAAGCUUACCGAUCAACCCACCCACCAAAUUAUUGAGCCUGGAGGAAGCCCGGCGUCGCGGGCAGGCCGGCAGCGGCGGGGGCGCGGGGCGCAGCCCGCGUCUGCCUGCGUCGGGCGCCAUCGCGGCCGCCGCCUCCGCCCAGCUGCGGCCCUCCGCGCAUCUACGCCCCAACUACAUCGAGGUCGGGUCGGGACCGAACAACUUGCCGCAGUACCACACCGUCUUAGAUCUACCGGCGCCCGGUAAGCGCGGCUUGAAGCGGUCCCCGUCAGGUUGGCGCGGGCUGUUCGUCCGGUCUAAGACCCGGCCUCGCCCAGCGCCCCGGGCCCCGCCCGUACCCUCACCUCCACAGGACAUACCAAUGUGCCAGUCUGCGCUAGGGCUUCGCCCCGUCAAAUCGUGCGAGUCUCUGGCCUCGGACACUGACACCUUGGCGCCGUUAGCAGACAGGGCCGCUGCGCCACUAAAACAUCAUACCAGGUCAUCAUCAUGCGACUCUUACUUCGAGCCGUGGCAAGCGGAGCUAGCGGACAUGCGACUCCGUCUGUCCCCUCAGGAGAGAGACCAUCACAUGUUUAGCGAGGAGGACGAUACUCAGCUACAGAUAAACCAUGCACAGGACUCUCAGUGCUCGUCGCCUCCAGAGUCUGGGCUGUGUAGCGCGGAGAACAGUCCCCGCCGCAACCUGCGCGUCGACAUCCAGAAUGCUAGCGACCUCGCCGAGCGGCGUCGCGUGGCCCUGGAGGAGCAACUGUCCCAGAUAGGCUACAUAGACGGGGAGUCGCCCCGCGCUCGGCCCGCGCCUGAGAAGCGACACUCGGCGCGACCUGCCUCGCCCACACACACCGACAUCGCCAAGAGACUAUGCAAAGACCGGGACAGUCCGAUGGCAUCGCUCACAGACUUCCCAACUUCCCUGGCUAAUGUUAAACUUAGAGAGAGGAAUUCGCCGAGAAAAUCGAAAGCGAGGUACAGCGGUAUGCAUUUCGAUACAGACAAACAGACGAACAGACUUAGUUGGCACGGCAAAGAUGGUCAUACUAGCUAUAGCAAAGACGGUCAUUCCACACUGAUUAAAAUCGACUGGCCAGCAGAGAACUCUGUCAGUAAUCUCACAACGAGCACUCUGAACUCUAGCCCUCUCACCCCUAUAACUCCCAUCUACGACCCUCUAGAAAGCGAUUCGGAAGUCAGCGAAGCAAAGAAACACACGAUACAAAUCAAAAGUGAAAUCUGUGACUCGUGUCAACAAGAUAAAUGCUUAAAAUGCGAACUCAAAGCCACCGACUUUGAAAGCGCAAUCGAUAAUCUACAUGAUAGUCUAGAACACAGUCCACACUCGACAGACAUAAGUUAUCAUAACUUGAAUAGAUUAUCCGCUGUGUCUAACUCCUCCAAUUCAGAUCAUACGGACAAGAAGAAAGAUGAAAGUGACGUCAUGAGGGUAAUGACGUCAUCACACGAAAGCUCUUCCAGUUAUUCCAACGUCAGUUUGACGAAAGGCGACGAUUUAUACGAAUGCUAUAACUAUUCAAGACCUAAUUAUAUCAAUCUGCAAUCCUCUAGCACAAGUAAAAGCUCACCAGGCAGUCCUUUAAAAAGUCCAUUAAAAUCCACCAUUAGUAUAACAUUCCGAUCUCCAACCAAGAGUAAAAACUUCGAAGACACACCUACCAAUGAUAGGGAUUCGGUUUACGAAGAUAUUGAUCUAGAAAAGAAUCUGUCGAUAGUUGAAGACGCUAGCGUUCCGCAAACAGAUGCGUGCUUACCCACCCAACAGGCUUGUCAACCUAACGAUAUGCAGGACCUUAUCAUCCUAGAAACUCCAACAGAAACUAAUCUAGAUGAAGAUAUUGACGUCUAUAGCCAAGUAAAGUUCUUUAAAAAGAGUAUUGAGGAAGUCAAUGCUAUGCUCCUACCUGAAGACAGACAUUACGAAAACAUAGCCUUCGAAACACAAAAUGAUUAUGAAAAUAUAAACGUCGAUACACUAAAAAUAUGUGAUAAAGAUAUGGCUGAUGUUGAUAACACAAAACCUGUAGAAAACGGCAAUUUCAAAACAAUGAACGUUAGAGAAUUAGCCAUACGCUUCGAAAGUCCAACUGAACAAAAAUCAGCGUUCACAUUCGAAAAGUUCAAAGCUGAAAUCAAAUAUCCAAGCUUGGAACGCAAAGAUGAUAAGAAAGUUAUCGAAAUUAAAAAGAUUGAUUUCAAAACGCCCACUGUGUCGCCGAAAUCUUACAAACUAUCCAAGAAUUCUUGUAACGCCAGGUCCCUAGACGAGAAUGCGUUCGUAAAGGAAUUUGGCAACGACCAAUCAAACGAUAGACGGAAAAGUCUCGAAGUGAAGACUUCGAAAAAGGUUCCAGAUUUAAAUUUGAACACGGAACCCGAACACAAGGUCGUGAUAACGCCCACAACUGAAAACAAGAUCUCGUUAAUACAACGCUUCGAUCGACCAGACGUAAAAAAUAUUAUAAGCUUCGAAUGUGAUAAAAAAUUGAGCAGAGAACGGAUAGAGAAAUAUAAAGAGGAAAGAAGGAAUUUCCUCAGAGAAAAAUACAGUUCGCAAUCCUUCCGUUCGAAUCCAGAACAGUUGACUAGAAUUAAAAUUAGGAAAGAUAAAGAGGAUAAAAUUGAAACUUGUGAAAGAUUAAGCGAUGAAGUACCCAAGUUCGAAAGGAGGAAUACAGUUGAUCUAGGUCAACGAUUAAGGUUUAGUUUAGCUAAAAGUAGUACUAAUUUGGAGUCCAUACCUUCGCCCACAAGCCCUGAAAAUGAGACAGAAUUCACGAGCGAAAGAGAUGACAGACAUCAAUUUGACAGAAAAGAGAAGUCGUCACCGACGUACAAUAUUCGGGACAUGACGGCCAUUUUCGAGCAGAAAUCACAUCCGAACAGCGGAUAAACGAAUCUCAGACAGCCAAUAAGUAUUUAUUAUUAUUAUUAAUUAAUGUUUUUUUUUACUAAAACUGUGAUGGGGUUACACAAUAUUCUAGACUAGCUAGUCUCGCGCGGUUUCACCCGCUGCUCGGCUCCAUUGAUCGUAGCGUGAUGUUUUAUAGCCUUUAGCAAAGGAACAUUGUAGCUAUCUAUCAGUGAAAGAAUUUUGGCAAUCCGACCAG